Molecule: messenger RNA, 459 nt
Organism: Staurois parvus
Lineage: Eukaryota; Metazoa; Chordata; Amphibia; Anura; Ranidae
Source: the annotation of a GenBank genome assembly
AUCUCCUGUACUAUGUCCGCAGUCUCUGGUCAUCUCCUGUACUAUGUCCGCAGUCUCUGGUCAUCUCCUGUACUAUGUCCGCAGUCUCUGGUCAUCUCCUGUACUAUGUCCGCAGUCUCUGGUCAUCUCCUGUACUAUGUCCGCAGUCUCUGGUCAUCUCCUGUACUAUGUCCGCAGUCUAUUGUCAACUCCUGUACUAUGUCUGCAGUCUCUGGUCAUCUCCUGUAGUAUGGCUAAUGUGUAAGGUAAAGUCUACGGGCUAUGUCAGCAGUCUCUGGUCAUCUUCUGCACUAUGUCCUCAGUCUCUGGCCAUCUCUUGUACUAUGUCUGCAGUCUCUAGGCAUCACUUGUACUAUGUCCGCAGUCUCUGGUCAACUCCUGUACUAUGUCAGCAGUCUCUGGUCAUCUCCUGUACUGUGUCCGCAGUCUCUGGUCAUCUCCUGUAGUGUGUCCGCAGUC